UCAACAAUACUCCUUGGAACUUUAAACUUUGUGUGUGAUUGUCAGCGAUGACCCUCGCACCCUAUUUAUCCAAACAAACGAAAGAGACUUUAUAGUACCAUCUCCACUCAAUCCAAGCAUUCGUCACUCUUAUCGCUGUUCAUAUAAAAUAUGAACCAACCAAUUCAAGCAUUUCCCUCGCAUCAUUCCGACGAACCCAGCUGGGAAGAUCCCUACCAAUCAUCACCACAUAACCCAUCGCUUACAUAUCCUACGAAACGGUCUCGCAUGCCUAAAUUUAAUACCAUAUUCAGUGACGACGAAGAUGAUCACCAUCAACGCUGGAGCUCGGUCAACAAUCUCAACGGUAUCCCCUCUUUGAGCUCUGUUACACCAUCCUCGGUUGUAUCUGGUUUUGUGGACCCGGUACUUAGCUCAACUGCAUAUCAUAUUCACCUUGCCGAGAAUGCCUUGUCUACGCUGAAGCACAUUAUCCUCGAGGAAGGCUGGAAAAAGGCACUCAAGCAUAAAUCGGGAAUUGUCGUUCACAUGAAGAAUGGCAUGAAUAAAACCGACAAAACACCCAUCUUUAAAGGCGAAUAUGUUAUUCAAGGCUUUUCACCACAAUCCAUCUUUUACGUAAUUGGGAUGCGAAGACUUUGGGACGAACAAUACGAAGACGGAAGUUUGAUUGAGAAUCUAAACGAUACAACGUCCCUCACUUAUGAAAUCACUAAAGCCACGGCUACAUCUAAGCCUCGUGAUCUAGCGUUGGUAGAAAAGAUCGAGUGUACCCAGAAUGGAUCUAUUAUAUUUGCGUGCACCAGCGUCGAGACACCUCGUAUACCUCGAAUUCAAGGUCAUAUUCGAGCCAACAUCAAGCUUCAAGGUUGGAUACUGGAGCCCGUUCGUGGCCCGGUCCUAGCGACUCGCGUCAUUUACGUUAUCCAAGAAAGCAUGAAAGGCUGGGUGCCCGGCUUUGCCAAAAAAAGCUUAGCACGCCGCCCUUUGGUGAUUGCUCUUAUCAACGAGUAUUUGCAGAAAAAAGCGGAUCGAAUGCGCGCGCAACACAAAAUUCCUCAGCUAUCUUCUAAAUCUCAUAUCCGUCGACCGUCGGUUCUAAGCUACCAAAGCGAGCAGGUAUCCAAUAAAGGCAAUAAUAAAUUUCAUACCAUGCAGCCCAGUCACAACUAUUCAAUCUCGACACGCCACGACGCAAGGCGGCAUACCACGCUCACGGAUUCACAGAGGUCUAUCUUACUGCCAUCAUUGCAGAAGAAUAUCCAACGUCCAUCGACCAAGCAUAUCACGUUUGCUGAAUUCGACACCAGUAACACCACCAAUAUGCCGCCUGAGGCGGUCAUUGAGCAUGAAAUACGUGGGGAAUCCUUGAAACAGCAAAAUUUGCAAUCUCAUUCACACGCCUCACCCGUUAGAAACGAAACUCCCGAAAAGCCGGCGACUACCCCAGUUCCGUCGCCGCCAUCCAAGCAUCUUUACCCUGCACAACGCCAUAUGAAAAAGAAAGCGGACAGCUUGAAACUGCUGAAAGAACUGUUUACAUCGAUGGAUUAUUGGUCUUUUGCAGAAGAAAAGGAGUCCGUGAAACAUUACAAGUAUCAGAGAGUCAAGUCUUUGGCGCCGACCUUUAUUCGAACAGAGACUACAAUUGAUGGACAAUGGAGUGCCGAACAACUCUGUUCUGCUAUCCAAUGCUUCGGCGCGCGAAAACAAUGGGACACUGCGUUUAGAGAAGGCCAAGUCGUAGAAAGGUUCAGCCAGAAGGAAUAUUUGGUGCGCUGGAUAAUGCAGGAACAUAAUGCAGCCGAACCUUUUGAUAUUUGCGCGCUCAGUUGCAUUGAGACGGACCCUGUAUCAGGAGCCAUUUUCACAGCAAGCACAAGUGUCACGGAUUCACAGCUCCCAAUGGAUCCUCAACGCAACCGCGCGCAAAUGGUUCUUUAUGGCUGGAUCUUUACUCCCGUGAUUCAUCCUUCCACAAAGGCGAAAGCAGUCAAAGCGACGUUCAUAGGUCACGUCGAAACUCCAGGUGACGCUUCUGUGAGGCAAUGGCAGGGUCUUACAGAGCAUCUUAGUACCUGCAUGAAGCAUCUUCGUCAUUACGUCAAAAUUUACGGCUGCCCUCCUUAUAUUCGACGCGUCGCUGGAAAAAUCAUAGACGAGACCUACGACCCCAAGCGCAAUGUGUAUGAAAUGACCUAUAUCGCGAAACAUGAACCCUCCAGCUCUUACAAGACUCGUCGAAAAAGCUCGGGUGGCUGGUACACAGACAUACGGAUUUCCCAUAAAUUGUAUCCCGAAGGAUUCGAUGUUCAGACUUCCCCCUCAGCGGGCGUAUCCGUAGAAUUUCUGGAAGAUCGACAUGCAUUGAAAGUGUUCACCACGGAUCCAAAGUUAGAUCGAGGCAAUGUUACUGUGCAUCUGAUGCCUCAAGUAACGCCAAAAUCGACUUGCAAAUAUACGUGGAAUGGUGUAAAAGAUCUUUUGACGGCUGCCAAUGUGAAUUUAGAGCGACAGAAUAAAAAGCCAAUGGCGAAUCCUGCCAAGCCUGCUUCGAAAGAAAAAAAAGUCGAAAAGAAACAAGAAAAUGAGAAGAUACAAACCGCUAUAAAAGAUACAACUACCGAGCAACUUUCCUCAACACAAAUGCUGCAGGUUCCUAAAGGAUAUGUGCUUGUUCCCGAACAUCAGGUAAGGCUACCCAUUGCCCCAACCUUUUCUGAGCGUCUCACCGACAAAUUCUAUAGACAAACCACAUCGUAAUCAUC
This is a messenger RNA of Radiomyces spectabilis, 2768 nucleotides long. RefSeq lists its product as uncharacterized. Lineage: Eukaryota; Fungi; Mucoromycota; Mucoromycetes; Mucorales; Radiomycetaceae. The record is from RefSeq and is a predicted model, not a curated record. Bases 151 to 2763 code for a protein of 870 amino acids. Gene Ontology annotation, molecular function: lipid binding. The transcript has 7 exons.